CGUGACGUAGCGUUGUAGGCUUCGUCAGUUUCCUCAACCAAACACUCAACUGAUAAUUGUGUGAUAAAACUGGAAGUCAGCCGGUGGACGAAGGGGUGCUUUCUCCAGAAAAGCACACGAACCCUGCGGCCCUCGUCGUUACUAACAAACUCAGUCGUCUUUGCACCGAAACAGGUCGUAUUGUUGAACAGGGCGGCGAAAAUUCCUGCUUUUAAACCCCGACCGAAGGCUGCUUUUUUUUUAAUUUUUGCUCUGGCUGUCGAAAGGCGGGGAAUACAAAGCGACGUGUGGUCAAAUCCUGUGAAUUUUGGACUCAUUGAAGCAAAAACGGGAUUACUACAAAGCCAGUUCGUGCAACAGUGACUGGUCAGCGGUAGUACAUGGAUUAUCUGUGUUUCCGGGCACUGUGCUGUAAAGGACCUCCACCGCCAAGACCAGAGUAUGAUGUGGUGUGCAUUGGCCUGACAGGCGCUGGAAAAACCAGCCUGCUCUCACGUCUCUGUAGUGAGGGUGGCGACGGCAUUGUACCUACAACAGGUUUCAGCAUCAAAGCAGUGCCAUUUCCAAAUGCCAUCUUGAAUGUAAAAGAACUUGGAGGAGCAGACAAUAUCAAAAAAUACUGGAGUCGUUACUACCAGGGGUCACAGGGUGUGGUCUUCGUAUUGGACAGUGCCUCGUCGGAUGAGGACCUCGAGGCUGCCCGCAACGAGCUCCACUCGGCCCUUCAGCACCCCCAGCUUUGCACACUGCCUUUCCUUAUCCUCGCCAACCACCAGGACAAGCCUGCUGCAAGAACGCAAAACCAGAUCAAGAAAUACUUUGAGCUGGAGCCGCUGGCCAGAGGGAAGCGCUGGAUCCUGGAGGGCAGCUCCACCGACAACAUGGAGACGGUGAAGGAAAUAUUUGGUCAGUUCAUUAGCCUAUUGGAGGACAAAGACACAGAGCCUGCAAGGAUAUGAUGCUAACGCUGCUAAUGCUAAGAGACGUUAGCGGCUGACGACAAAGAAGAGCACCAGGCGCUGCUGUUGCACAUGAACACACACAUGCACAGACACACACAUGUACACACAAGAAUAUAGAGCAGAAAGCUGGCCUCCUUUGAGAAGUGUAUUGUAUGUUAGCCACCUUUUACUGGGCUCUCUUUUUUUUUUUUUCAAAUUGAGAUUGUGCACAAGCAGUCAGCCACUACAGCCUGAGCGCGGAGAGCUGCCAUUAAACACAACUGAUGUAAAGCAGUUUAUACAGGAAAAUCACUGAACUCUGCCAGAAAUGGAAAUCUUGUUUACUACUGUCUGCGCCUUUGGGAUUAAACCAGUGGCAUGUGGGACAUAUGGCAUUCCUUCAGUCAUCAUUGGACACUAACACACACAUUCUCAGUCUUAUACACACACACACACACACACACACACACAUCAGUCACACACAGAGUGAGCCCAGGUUGUCUGUAGAUAUGUUUAACAUCUCCAGUAAUGACUUUACAGGAUGUGUGGGUGGGCACUGUUGACGUUGUCACUGAGAAGAACUGUAUGGUCGUCUGUGUGCUUCUCCUUUUGACCCGGUAACAACGAAUGUUGUUGUGUGAUUGGAGUGCAUAGUCCAAUGCCUUGUCUUAUGUACGGUAGUUACAUAUCUAAUCUGAAUAGUGUAGUCUGAGUAUCUCAUGGAGUAUUAUGUACAUGCUAACAAUAUAUUGCAGUGUACCCUCCUGUGCAGCCAUACACAAGCACUAGUAAUCAUGUGACUGAGUGCUAUACUGAGAAGUGAAGUGGGCACAAGAAUGCUUUUAUAAAUGUGCAACUUAGGGUAUAUUUUAUAGCUCUGUAUGUUAACCACGUAGAGCUAUGUACAGUGCAUUCAGAUUUCUAUGUCAUAACACACUUAUGAAUUGUUUGAAAUCAAAGACCAGGAGGAAAAGAAAAAAAUGCAAUGAUUGCCCAGGCUCCAUGCAGCCUCAAGAUAGAAAAAUGUGAUGAAGUAAGUUUUCUGUAUGUAAAGCAAAUGUCUUGUUUGUUUUCAUUUUCACAUUUUUUUAUUGUUUUCUUUUUUCCUUUUGAAACUCACAUAAUCCGUCUCUGCCCGGGGAGCAGCUCCUGUCUCCCAUCAGGGUGGAAUACAAACUCUAUCAAUCAGUCGCAGCAACAGCUGCAUCUGACAAGUCCCUGUCCGACACCCUAAUGCCUUCCAACUGUCUGUGAAGACCCCUCCCUGUCUGCUGUUUAUCGUGGACCCCCGCCCCAC
Molecule: messenger RNA, 2238 nt
Organism: Labrus mixtus (cuckoo wrasse)
Lineage: Eukaryota; Metazoa; Chordata; Actinopteri; Labriformes; Labridae
Product: ADP-ribosylation factor-like protein 15
Exons: 5
Coding region: 381-959 (192 amino acids)
Molecular function (GO): GTPase activity; GTP binding
Source: RefSeq, a predicted model, not a curated record